Molecule: messenger RNA, 1062 nt
Organism: Momordica charantia (bitter melon)
Lineage: Eukaryota; Viridiplantae; Streptophyta; Magnoliopsida; Cucurbitales; Cucurbitaceae
Product: histidine-containing phosphotransfer protein 1
Biological process (GO): phosphorelay signal transduction system; cytokinin-activated signaling pathway; phosphorylation
Cellular component (GO): nucleus; cytoplasm
Molecular function (GO): histidine phosphotransfer kinase activity; protein histidine kinase binding
Source: RefSeq, a predicted model, not a curated record
AUGGAUAAUAUAAAUAGAAAAAGCGACCAAUGAAAUUUGCGGAGCCAUAAAAAAAACAAGUCUCGUUUGCAAAUCAAAGAAACGAAGAAAACGACAAGUAGAAGGUGGGAGCUUCGGCUUUGAAUUUGAUCCUCUAAUCUGUAAUUUGUAAAGAAGAUCCUCAAAAUCCAUUCUCUCAAAACCUGCUUCCGACUCUGCUUCUACUUCGCCUCCUCUGUAGUUGCUCAUCCAUCGCUGAAACCAGCUCAAAUUCCUCGAUUCCCAAGAUCUGUAAAUCGAGAACAGGUUUUCUGGAUCGCAGAGUCGUCUUCAUCAAUCAAUAUUUGAGUUUCCACAGAAGAGGAAGCUUCACUGCGUAAAAAUGGAGGUGGGAUUGAUGCAGAGAGAGUGGGUUCAGUAUAUAAAAUCCUUGCUCAACGAGGGUACUCUGGAUAGUCAGUAUUUGCAGCUUUUGCAACUGCAAGAUGAGAGUAAUCCGACUUUUGUUUCUGAAGUGGUGACCCUUUUCUUUGAAGAUACUGUGGAGCUUCUUAAUAAACUCUGUUGGGCUGUAUCACAGCCAAGCGUGGACUUCAAAAAGAUUGAUGAUCAUGUACACCAGCUGAAGGGCAGCAGCUCCAGCAUAGGUGCACUUGGAGUGAAAAAUGUCUGCAUUACCUUCCGGAGUGCCUGCGAGCAACAGAGUACUGAUGGAUGUGUGAGAUGCCUGCAACAAGUACAGCAAGAAUUCUAUGGCGUGAAGGAGAAGCUCGGUUAUCUAUUUGCACUGGAAAAGCGAAUUUUGGAUGCUGGUGGAUCGAUUCCGAUGGACUUCUAAAAUCGACUGUUACUGUGGAGUCCCUGUGGAGUCUCUUUUCUCUUGUUCUUUAGGUUCUCAAAUUGACUGUUUCUUGUGCUUUGUACAAAUUUGAAACCUUUGCCCUUUUCACUCAGAACAUCCUUGUUUUCUACAGCUUCUUUUGACUUUCCAUUUUUCGCAUCUGUUUGAGCUGAAUUGUCUGUAUUGCAAAAAGUCCUAGAAGAUUCUCUGGGUGAUUUCAACGAGGCAAAUCUUCUCUCUUA